GUGAGGGAUAAAAAUGUCAUUUUGGAAAUUAUUUGGCCAUUUAUAAAUCCUGGGAGUAGCAAGCAUCCCAAAACCCUAGCUCGCGUUCUUCGUUCGUCUUUUACAUCAGGAUGGAGUCUCAGGUGAAGCACGCACUUGUUGUCAAAGUAAUGGGUCGUACUGGAUCCAGAGGACAGGUGACCCAGGUUAGAGUGAAGUUUCUGGAUGAUCAGAACCGUCACAUCAUGAGGAAUGUUAAAGGACCAGUGAGAGAAGGAGACAUUCUCACCCUACUCGAGUCUGAAAGGGAAGCUAGAAGGUUGCGCUAAGAGGGUCUUUCUUUCUUGAUCUUUAUGGUAGUUAGUCGGUGCUAAAGGUUAUAGCACCCUAUCUUGUCUUGGAUCUAUUUUCAUUCGAAUUAUGGCUUGAGUUUUGCUGUUUUGAGUCUAAGCUUCAAGGUUGAAGUAUGUUUUGGCUUAAUAUAUGAUUUUAAUUAUGGCUUGAGUUUUGGAUUAAUAUGAUUUGGCUUCUAUAUAGUGAUAUUCCUGCUA
Molecule: messenger RNA, 530 nt
Organism: Glycine soja
Lineage: Eukaryota; Viridiplantae; Streptophyta; Magnoliopsida; Fabales; Fabaceae
Product: 40S ribosomal protein S28
Exons: 2
Coding region: 111-308 (65 amino acids)
Biological process (GO): translation; maturation of SSU-rRNA; ribosomal small subunit assembly
Cellular component (GO): cytosolic small ribosomal subunit; ribosome
Molecular function (GO): structural constituent of ribosome
Source: RefSeq, a predicted model, not a curated record